AUGGCCCCUCCUCCUGUCCGGCAGUCUAGACUCCCCGCUCCUUGCUCUUUGCUUGCUCUCCCCAGGCACCUUCUACGGUGCAGCGCACUGGAAUCCUUAGUGCACACGCGGUCGUCUACCGGUGGCGGCAGCGGUCGCGUUCUCUCGGAUUACGGUCUUCGUAGAAAGUACUGGACCUUUCUGGAUGAGCGUCAGCGGGGGGACUGGAGGAAAUGGCGGGGCCCGCAGAGGGCAGAGGAGGGAAUGGCGGAGCUGGACAGGGUCCAAGCUUCUCUAUCAGAACAAACUCCUUAUAUAUCGAUAGUCAUAGUCAUGGCCAUAGUCACGGCCACGAUCACAGUCACAAUCACGGCCACAGUUACGGCCACAGUCUUAUGAGUUCUCCCAUGUAUCAAGGAUGUCCGCCCCCCUGUGACUUCUUUACUGGUAGAGAAGACAUUCUGGACGAGCUUACACAGCUAUUUGGAGCUAGCAGCCAGGGUGAUAGGAAAAUUGUCCUUCUCCAUGGUCUUGGAGGGAUAGGAAAAACAGAGACAGCCCUCAAGUUUAUUCAGAUGGCCGGAAACAGGUUGGUUGAAAGCUUUGAGAUUUUCCACUGUAUCUGACAUCACAAAAGGUUCACAGACCAAUUCAAAAUUGAUGCAACAGAUAGCAACACCAUCCAAACAGGCUAUAUGGACAUUGCAAGAAUCAAGAACCUGGAUAUCUCAGUGUCUGAAGCUCUUACUUGGCUAGUUGGCCAUACAGAGGAAUGGCUGCUUCUGUUUGAUAAUGCUGAUGAUGUGGACAUUAAUAUCAGAGAAUAUUUCCCCCAAUGCAAUCAUGGGAAUAUUCUGAUCACAUCACGUAAUCCAGACAUAGGCAUCCAUACGGCUGAUAAGUCAAUCAACAUCACUGAUUUCAGUCUCUCUGAAGCUCUCACUUUGUUCUCAAACAUUUCCAUGGUCAAUGAUAUGGAUGUAGCUGAACAAAUUGUCAAAGUGAGUGAAUUGUUAUCAUUAAUAUGAUUGUUUACUCAAUUGAUAUUAAUAAGGAGCUGCACCUUUUCCCUUUAGCUAUUGUCCAAGCAGCAGCAUAUAUUCGACAGUCUUGUCUUUUGAAAGCAAAGCCCAUGGAUUAUCUAGAGAUGUACAGGAAG
Molecule: messenger RNA, 1138 nt
Organism: Mycena indigotica
Lineage: Eukaryota; Fungi; Basidiomycota; Agaricomycetes; Agaricales; Mycenaceae
Exons: 6
Coding region: 1-378 (125 amino acids)
Source: RefSeq, a predicted model, not a curated record